AUGGCGCAAGGAAAGGGGAAAAUUAAGAAGGCCACAGCGACCAAGAAACACCAGAAAAAGGCUCUUGGUCCUAAGAAGGGAGGUAAGUUUAAAAUAUUUGUGGCAUGAACGAAGAUAGAGUACUAAUUUGAAAGUGUUGUGACGGAAGUAACACUAUCGAACGUCUGUAACUGCUACGCUGUUGUUGUGCGCGCUUUUCAAAUCAAGAAAAAAUAAAGUUGAUUUAUUUGUGUACUUUAUUUAAAGAAAAUAUUUAGAAUGAUAUCAAAGGCUGUUCUUAGAGGAACUUUCAUGUCUUUUGAUCACACCCUUAACAUAUAUCUUUUUGAGAACACAUUUCAGGUUUUUGCGUCGCAUGCAGAAUAGAAUUCGAACAAAAUCUCAGAUACGUUAUUCAGUUUUUCUUUUGAUUUGUCAGCAAGAACUAUUGCUCCCAAGAAGAAGACGACUGUCAAAGCGGCGAAAGUAAAGAAGGUAAUUUUUUAAACUGGUUCUUGUGUAGGUUAUAUUAUUCACCGACAUUUUAUACAUUCAACUCUUUCUUUUGCUGUAGUGUAAUUACUAUUGAGCACACACCCAGCUUUAUAUGACGCUCAUUGCCGAGUUUAUCGGAUUGAGAGCUUGUUGAUUUUUCUUCUGAUAAAUUCGUUAUUUUAUCCGUGUAAGAACUGGCGUAUUUGUCACAAAAUCGAAUCCACGAUGUUUUGUGAUGUUAAAAUUACAUUUACUUUGCCUGAUAUAAAUAUAAUGAAGAUUUUUUUUGAAACGAAGAAAACGCGUUUUUCUUGCUUAUAAAAAUUUAAUAAUUACAGCCCGUUAAGAAACCUCAAUUCAAAAGCAAAAUUUAGGUAUGUUUAGCGACAAAAUUUCUUAUCUGCACGCUUUUUGGCAACGAAAAAUCUACGCAAUCAUAAUCACAAACGAUAAAUAUCUGUGGAACCUAAAACCAUCAAACUUUUGUUAAUUUAAAAUACUGUGAAGAACCUCAACCAGUUCUUGAAUUUGUGGAGUUGUUGAUUGCAUUGGAUGCGGCGUGGCUACCCGUGCAAUAGCAUUGUUGUUAAUGUCAGAUGUAGAGUGGUAGUUGUAAUGAAGUGCUGUGAAAUUUUAAAUUAUUGUAAUGGAAGUAAGAAAAAAGUGAUCCAGAUCCUAAACCACUUGAGAAUCCUUUUGUUUUAAACAAACUUCCUUUAAGUAAACAGUUCACUUGAGCAUAUUUUCCUCUGGUGGCAAGGAUGUCUGCAUAUAGGGGUUUCUGAUAUGAAUAUGUUUUUCUUUUUAACUGCAUACCAUAGCAAGGGCUGCAUUGUGGCUUCAAUAAACAGUCCACGUGGCACUGAAAUAGGGCUAACGCUUGAAACAUCAGCUUAGAAAAUCUUUACAGUGGCCAAUUUACAUUCUCAACUCAGUUGAUAAAACCAAAUUAUCUUGUUGUACUCCCCCACUGAUGCAGCAUCAUUGUUUCUUUAAAAACUUACCCCCUUUAUUCCCAUGGCCUAUGCUUUAAUCGUGUUGUACAGUGAGAAUUUUAUUUUACACUGAAAAAUUUCAUGGUCUGUAAUCACUUGUAGGGAAAGAGUUGGUUUGAAGUGUAUGAAGAAGUAGCCAGGAACCUUAAUUCCAAAAAUGGUUCAUCUAGGUGUUAAGGCCCAUUUUCAUUAGCAAUGUAGUCAGUGUUUGGAAAAAAAACAGGGGGCUGUGGAGACCUGGCUUGACUUAAUCAGGGCAUGGAAUUGCACCUAACACAAGCGCUAAUGUGACUAAAUUUUUCACUUUGGCAACCAAAUCCUGAAAAUAAGAUUUAGGUGAGCUUGAAUGUUGCAUAUCAUCCAUCAUAGUGUCAACUUUGUAGCAUGUUAAAGAUCUUUUCCCUAACUUAAUUUUGGAGGGUCUAUCUAGAACACUGACAGCAUAAAACUAGAGAAGCUUAGGAUUAUGAAACAAAUUCUCCUUGUCAGCACCUUAGAGAUUAUAUAAAGAACAGUAAGGAGAAAGUGCAUACUGUUGUUAUGUUGGAAAUGGUUAAAUGAUUCUGAACCCUUUCACUCCCAGGAGUGACCAAGACAGAAUUUCUCCUUACAAUAAGUAUACAAUAUGAAGCAGCCAAGUGAUGAGAGUAGUAAAAGAUAUUCACUAGGAGAAUACUAUUGAAUCCAAACACCAGAUUCUCUGAACAAACUUAGUAAGAAAAGUAUGACAGCUAGUUAUGAGGAUUUUCUUUGAGUUAUGGAGAAGGAAAGGUUAAACCACAGGGAGGUCUCACCAGGUGAACUUAUCAACCUUCAGUUCUGUGGUUGUUUUGUGUUAGCCUUUUUGAAAACCACUCCAGUACAAGGUUUGCAACAAGUUUCACAGAGGGUCUGGAGAUAAGAGUUUUUCAGAACUUUGCUUAGAUGAUAGAAAAGGAAGAGGACUUUUGCGAUUGUCGGCAAGUGAUUGCAGUCUACUUUACUUUUGUAUUGGCUGCUAAUACCAGACCCUUUAGCAGUUCAUCCCAGACCUCCUAUAUGUGGUUGUUUCCAAAUAGGCCAUCCUCCCAAAAAUUCAGAACUCAUGAGAAGGUCAGUUUUCAUUCACAUAGAUGAUCUGUAAUAAGUCUCUAAGAAAGAUUUUAUCUCACAUUUAAAUUACCAGGCUCUUGAGGUAACCAUCAAAGCAAAUAUUGAGCAAGAGCUCACCCAAGUGGCAGUCAGCAAGCAGUCCAAGCCAUUGAAGAUGGUGAAACCUGCAGCAGGAAAAAAACCAGCCAAGAAGAAGGGUGGAGGAAAAAAACAGAAAUAAACUCACUGUUUAAAGAUUUGCUGCUGUACAUACAUACUAUCUAUACUAUUGGAAUGCAUUAUAAAGUACUGCUCUCUUUUUCGUGCCUUAUUUUAUAUCAAUAAGUUGAAUUUUGCAUCAGACUACACCUUUAUAUAGGAUAGCUUAUUGUAUUAAUCUUACUGUAAUUAGCCAAAUCAGACAUUGUAGGGGUGAAUCUCCUUAUGUUGUGUUCAGAUGUUUUCAUUUUUUUAGUUAAUUAAACAUAUUAUAGUAAUCGUAACAUUAUGAGUAUUCCAGCUAUUUGUCUAAUUUAUUGUAUCUUUUAUCAAACAAACUUAUGAAGUUGGUAGCACUCCGCCAUCCAGAAUUUGCUAGCAAACCAUGUCAUUACUCUUCAAGAAAUCUUUGUCCACUUGCUUCGAAAACUAGUGAGAAAGCCCUUGAUGACUUUCUAGGUGGGACUUUAUUCAAUUCAACAUAGCUGAUAUUAUUCUUGUAUAAGUUAUCACUAAAGUUGAGUUCAAUAGCUUCAUUUUUAUUUGUAUCUUCCCAUCCGUCAGGGUAAUUUUGGUUAAUUGAUACCAUAUUUACCUGACUGUGUAAACUCCUCCCUUGAUUAUGUGCCCCGUAUGGAAGGAAAUUACCAUUGGAUACGCCCCCCUCUCUACAUCAACUAAAGGCCGAAUCCAACCAGAAGAAUGCAAGGGGUUUCAGUCUGAAGGAUUAUAG
Messenger RNA from Pocillopora meandrina, 3492 nucleotides. The record is from the annotation of a GenBank genome assembly. Lineage: Eukaryota; Metazoa; Cnidaria; Anthozoa; Scleractinia; Pocilloporidae.